CUAUUAUAAAAUAUGAUUAUGAUCAAUUGUUUCGGGUAUUCCUAAGUCUAACAUCAUUGGGUUUCAGAGGUUUGAUUUGACUGGCACCAUCAUCAGUUCAUCACCAUGUCCUGUGAAUCUUCUCUUCCUGAAAACUCCAUUGUUGUGGGGUGUGGAGCAGUGGGCGUGGAUUUUUUGGCUACUGUUGCUGCUUUUCCUAAACCAGAUUCCAAAAUCAGAAGCACCUCCUUCAAGAUUCAAGGAGGUGGCAAUGCAGGCAAUGCCUUAACCUGUGUCUCUCGCUUGGGCCUCAAGCCAAGGAUCAUCUCCAAGGUUGCAGAUGACACUCAGGGCAGGAGCAUACUAGAUGAACUGCAGGCUGAUGGUGUAGAUACUUCCUUUAUGGUGGUAUCUAAGGAAGGCACUUCACCCUUUACCUAUAUCAUUGUAGACAGCCAAACUAAGUCCCGUACUUGUAUACAUACCCCAGGAUUUCCUCCAUUGAAGCCAGUUGAACUUCCUGAAUCAAGUUUGUUAUCUGCAUUGGAUGGAGCAAGAAUUGUUUAUACUGAUGGGAGAUUACAUGAAACUGCUCUAGUUGUAGCAAACGAGGCAGUUAAGAAGAACAUACCUAUCUUAAUGGAUGCCGAAAAGCUGAGAGAAGGGUUGGAUGAGCUCCUGAAAUUUGUUGAUUAUGUUGUAUGUGCUGCACAGUUUCCGCAGGUAUGGACAGAGGCAUCCACAGUUCCUAGAGCACUUGUUUCUAUGCUUUUAAGGUUGCCCAAAGUCAAAUUUGUGAUUGUAACUUUGGGAAAAGAUGGUUUCAUAAUGCUUGAGAGAAGUGUUAAUGAUGUGGGUCUUUCCGCAGAAGAAGAGGAUGUUGACAAAUUACUGGAAUCUCUGGAGAUAAGAAAGAAUGGGAGCAUAUACCACCCGGCCUGCAUAUCAUCAUCAGUGAAGAAAUUGCGGGCAGAAGGUAUAGGAUCACUUUUUGGUCAGUUAUACGUUGGAACAGCUGAGAACAUACCACCAUCAGAGCUUAUCGACACUACCGGUGCUGGAGACGCAUUUGCUGGAGCUAUUCUUUAUGCUAUCUGUGCCAACUUUACUAGAGAGAAAAUGCUAUGCUUUGCUGCUAAUGUGGCAGCUGCCAAAUGCAGAGCUCUAGGAGCAAGAACUGGUCUUCCUCACCACACAGACCCGCGCCUAGCACCCUUCAUAUCAUGCAGUAGCUUCACCAGUAGUAGCUGAGUUUUUUUUUUUUUUUUUUCCAAUGUAGGAAACAAUGACGUUGGACACUUUUUCUAGAUCUUUGUUUCAUCACAGUUGAAGUAAAGCACUGAAUAUUCCUUUU
Lotus japonicus is the source of this 1333-nucleotide messenger RNA. RefSeq lists its product as uncharacterized. The record is from RefSeq and is a predicted model, not a curated record. Gene Ontology annotation, molecular function: kinase activity. The transcript is spliced from 12 exons. Lineage: Eukaryota; Viridiplantae; Streptophyta; Magnoliopsida; Fabales; Fabaceae. The coding region runs from base 106 to 1230 and encodes 374 amino acids.